Messenger RNA from Dicrocoelium dendriticum, 3339 nucleotides. NCBI's taxonomy places the organism in Eukaryota, Metazoa, Platyhelminthes, Trematoda, Plagiorchiida, Dicrocoeliidae. The record is from the annotation of a GenBank genome assembly.
GCACUGCACUGCCCAUUUUAAACGUAUCGAGCUAGCAGGCAGCAUAAAUUCAAAAAUUGAUGGUUCUGUCAUCAUUUUUAAUGCAUGCAACAUACUUUUCCCAAGCUUACUUUUUUGUCAUGCACAAACGCAACUUCUUGCGACAGGCUGUUCCUCCGUAAUUGAUAAUGUGGUGCAUGAAUGUUGAACAGGAGCUACGGUGCAUUAUGUGGGAUCUGCUUCGAAUAAUCAUAAAACGCAACCAUAAUCUUAACCAUAGCUUCGGUUGUAUUAUCAAUUUCAUAGCAAAUGUUCCUUAGUAAGCGAUUUUGUUAUUGAGGCAGGAAUAAUACGGUAUUGUCGCUGUACCCACAACCGCUCGCCGUCCGUACAGCUGGUUGUCACGAUUCGCGAAUUCGACGCAGCGGCACGUUCCUUUGAUCGCUUGUUCAAUACAUGACUGAGAGGUCUUGUUUUCAUUCUGGACAGGAUGUUGUUUCUUCUCAAAUUUCUCCACUAAGAAAUAAACGAAUGUUAGUUUCUGAGAACUCUCCUCUAUAUAACGAAAGAAUUUCCGAUGAUUUCAACUACCCUGGACAGCUAAAUUGCGUACGCACCCAGCUGACAAGUGUUAACGGGUUUCAUUCUAAAUCUCAUAAAAAACUGCAGUUGGAAUUUGAAGCGCCUCGAAGCACUAAACAGCCAGCAUUCGUUCAGUGCUUCGAAGCCGUUGAUAUGCGUGGCUUUUUUGGCGAUACACGUUCAUCUGGUCAUAAACACUGCUCCCGUCAGUCUAGUCCAGACCGCCUUGUGCAUGAUUGUAAAAAAAGCAGGCGGUCACAAGUUAGUCCCUUGAAUCAAUCUCCGGGACCUAAUUUAAAUGCUAAGUGUUCUACAGUUAUAACCUGUCCCUCGCCUGCUGAUUUUCGGGGUGGUGCGUCGCCUGAUCCCGCGGCUCUUCAUCAAAUGCUUGGUCAGUCAGGGUACUGCGAUUGCGUUGCGUCUUCACUCCCGAAGGCUCUCAGGUCCAGCGCUUGUAUCCACGAGCCUGCCCCAGAGUCGGUAGCCAAGCUUCGGCCUGAUGGUCCUUGUAUCAAGCACCCUACACCCAAACAAGUUACUAAUUGCCAAAAUUUACCUUUGCCUUUGUCCAUUCGUGAGAAAGGAGUCCGCCCACAUCUCCAAACUACUGAAAUUUCCAACACAUUCCCACCAUGUACUAACAGCCCUUCAACAGCUCCAUCUCCCAAUUCAUCUUAUACGGGAUCGGUGCCGUGGCGAAAUGAGACCACAGUUGAUGCAACGCGCGAUGAAUUGAAACAGGUUUUCAGUCUUCGAACUCUUGAUUCCGACUUCACUGGGAUGCCAUCAAACCUCAACAGGGUCCGGACCCCUAUCCACGGUCAGAUCUCAAACUACCCCUCCUGUGUACCAUGUGAUGCAGCAGACCCAGAACUUUCACUGUGCAAGCCAUUUGAUAACUCUCUCGUUUACAUGCCGGGGAUCGAUCUUUUGGUCGACGGCAGCGAUCUGGCUCCCCUUGAUCUGAUUUCUCGGUUCAGCAACACACCUGUCUCUUCCCCCAAUAAGGUUGAUCGCGGCAGCAAUGGUUCCGUCACUCCAUUGGAUGCUGCUUCCUUCAGUCAACUACCUGAUCAACUGCCCUCCAAUCACGCCCAAAGACCAGUAUCCUCUCCACACACAUCAUCCCUCAGCAACCAGCUCAUUGGCGCAGACGCUGACAAAACAACCAAAACCACGUUUUCCCAACUUCGCCAACAGCGGAAGCGUAUGGAAUCACGUGAUCGGGAACCUCCACCGGCGUUGCAUCUUCAUUUAUCUAAAGAUGGGACAAGCCCAUUACCACCCGGAUGGCAACGCGCCUUGAAUACUAAGCAUCCUUCGAGUUCGAGUGAUAAAAGAGUUGACUCUGUGGAACGAGAGUCUUCGGACAUGUACGCCUAUUACUACUACCAUGUUCGGACUCGCCAGACGCGAUGGGACCCCCCGGUAUAUCCUUGGGAUGCUGACCCUAUGGAUACUCUUUCGGGCGACACCGGGGAGGAUGAUCCCGAAGCACCAUACAAUUGGGGUUGCGCGUCGAAAUUUGCGGUCACUCACGACGAGAUCGAAGCGAUGUACACCAGACUGCGACAGCGUAUUCUUGAACGGCAAUGCACCGAUCUUUUGCACGAGCUAGCGGGGAGACCAGAUGCCCCCCAGGGUGCAGCCGAACAAAGUUUUGCCAUAGAGCUUUUUACCCUCGUACACAAUGUCCUGCGCACAUUUCGGGAUGCACGUUGUAAACUUGGACGUAUUAUGAACGAAGAAGAUUUGUAUUACUUGACCAGAAAACUCUCACAAUCCGUUAUCCUGAAAGAGGUGCAAAAACUGCACAACGCUCAGACGGCUAGUUCAACAUCGUUGUUCGCUCCAACUGUUUCACCUGAGGUGACAUCUUCGGUCCAGGCACGGGUCACUGCAUACGUGAAGAGGUACAUGACUUCCAAAGGCUCCUAUUAUGUUCGCCGUGUCCAAGCACCUAUUCCACCUGUGUCACUGGCACAUCAGCAAGCACAUCUUCCACAUGUUCACUCAAGAAUGGACAACUGUCAACCUACCCACAAUCUCUCCCGCACAAAUUCAUCUAACCAUCCAGUGAUCCCAGGCGAAACCACCCAGGAGUGUCCCACUGUUCCAAAUCCACACCGGACGACACCGCAAAAACGGAUGGCCUAUACAACUGAACGUGAUCACUAAUAUCAGAUUUAUUAUUUUUUAAUUUCAUCUUCCCCUUCCCCUCGACUAACAUUUCUCAAGUCAAAUGUGAAUUGUCAGGCAGGAUCUUGUCAUACUUCUUAUUGGCAUUUCUUAACGAGGCUUUUGAUCCCGCUGAUAAGAGUUACACGGCCUCCAUACGCACUGCCAUGGCACUGUUUCGUUGUUUGAAGCAUCUACCACUCCCCCGGCGUUAGCGACAUCUAAACGUCUGAUUUAUUCUUUGUUCUACCUUGGUAGUGUACCACUUUCGCCACACAAGUGUUUAUCGUGAUCUCCUGAACGUCGAUUAAGCUCCUGUGAGCAGAUCUUUUUCCGGAGAUUUUUGUACAUAAUCCCUUUCCAGAACGCUUUCACGUGCUCCGCCAUGUUAAAUACCGUUUUCAGCUCAUUUGUCGUUAGAUCGCGUUUUUCUUCUUAGUUGCAUGGACUCGUCCAAAUUUUCACGGGCUUCAUAAGGUUGCCAAUCUAUGAUACAUUUUGAGUCACCUUCGAGUUUUCGACUCAUCUCCCACUCUACAUCUAUGUACAUGCAAUGUAACUAGUACUGUGAUGGGGCUUAAAUACACGUGGUAUACCUGC